Molecule: messenger RNA, 2478 nt
Organism: Marmota flaviventris (yellow-bellied marmot)
Lineage: Eukaryota; Metazoa; Chordata; Mammalia; Rodentia; Sciuridae
Gene: Erfe
Product: erythroferrone
Biological process (GO): positive regulation of D-glucose import across plasma membrane; negative regulation of gluconeogenesis; positive regulation of insulin receptor signaling pathway
Molecular function (GO): hormone activity
Source: RefSeq, a predicted model, not a curated record
AUGGCCCCGUCCGGCCGCCCCGCCGGAGCGCGCCUGCUGCUCGUGUGCGCUGGCCUGCUGACCACCGCCGCCGGCCUCGGCAACCCGGAGCCCGGCGCGCCCGCAGGGAGCCCCGCGCGCCCGCCGCCCGGGGCCGCGCCGUCCGCCCGCCCGGAGCCCACCACGGAGCCAGCGCACAGUGUCGACCCCAGGGAUGCCUGGAUGCUCUUUGUCAGGCAGAGUGACAAGGGUAUCAAUGGUAAGAGGAGGAGCAAGGGCAAGGCCAGGAGGCCAAAGCUUGGCCUGCCAGGGCCCCCGGGACCACCUGGCCCCCAGGGCCCCCCAGGGCCCCUCAUCCUACCCGAGACACUGCUGAAGGAGUUCCAGCUGCUGCUGAAAGGCGCAGUGCAGCAGCGUGAGUGCACGAAGCCUGAGCCCUGCAUUCGGUGUUCGGCUGAAACCACGGGCUCAAGCCCCGCCCCGGGCUCCAUUGAGGAUGAGGCAGCGGCCGGGGACAUGCUGGCGCUGCUGGCUGCGCCCCUGGUUCCAGGCCCACUGGCUAGGCGUGUGGAGGCGGCCUUCCUCUGUCGCCUGCGCAGGGACGCACCUGUGGAGCGCCGCACACUGCACGAGCUCGGCAUCUACUACGUGCCUGACUCCGAGGGUGCCUUCCGCCGCGGCCUGGGCCUGAACCUGACCAGCGGCCAAUACACAGCGCCUGUGGCUGGCUUCUACCUUCUGGCUGCCACGCUGCACGUGGCACUCGCCGAGCAGCCAAGGCACGGGCCUCUGCGCCCCGGGGACCGCUUGCGCCUGCUCAUCUGCAUCCAGUCUCGCUGCCAGCACAACGUCUCCCUGGAGGCUGUCGUGGGCCUGGAGAGCAGCAGUGAGCUUCUCACCAUCUCAGUGAACGGGGUCCUGUAUCUGCAGAUGGGGCAGUAUGCUUCUGUCUUCCUGGACAACGCCAGCGGCUCCUCCCUCACGGUGCGGGGUGGCUCCCACUUCAGUGCUGUCCUCCUGGGUGUGUGAAUGGCCACAGGCCCUGCUCUCACCAGGCAACAUCUAGACAAUUGGAAGGACAGCCACCCAGGUAAAAGGAAGCCCACCUGGAACUCUGCCCACACUGGUCACUGCAGUUGGGCCCAGAGCUGGCCACUACAGGUGGCCCUACAGAGGUGACACACACCAGUGGUUCCAGGACCAGCAGUGAUGUUUUGAAAGUGGAAGAUCCCUCUGGGCUUCACCUUGGAACCGUCCAGCAUGCCCAGUGGCACUGUGUCCUCGGCUGCGAGCUAGCUCCCACAUGGCCCCACACAGCUCAGCUUUCCUGGGGCCCAUCUUUUUUGGCCUUCUCAUGGGCUACAGAGAGCCCUCUGCACAGGGCUGAUGGGCACCACCGAGAAGUCAACCACACGUCCUCACUGCAUACUGGGGAGCCAGGCUGUCUGGGGCAGCGGCCUUGCCCACCACUCACCUGCUGACUUGGGCUUCCAAGCCUCUGUGCCUCUCCCCAGCCUUGCUUCUACCUGCCGUGAGCUUCAGGGACCUGCUUGGCCCCCAGUGACCACUGAACUCAAGACCUGAUGUGGACUCUUGGCACAACUGCUUCAGGAACCAGAGGACGGCUGGACAGGGAAUUCCUUCUGGAGGACAGCAGCUCCCAGAGGCCUGGCUCCCAGCAGCUGUUUCCCUGCCAUGUGUGCCAAGCUCAACUCCCAAGUCCUCCUCGCAGGUGCCUCGGCAAAUGAAACCACACUCCCCCCAGUGACCCUUCAGACAAGGCCUCCUGGGCCCACUCCAGAGGCCAGCUGGUCAAUAAGACCCUUUCCCAUCCCCUACCAGUUGACAGAUGGGAGACAGCCUGCCAGCCCAGGCAGCCAAAGCAAUGGUACAGGUGAACUGACCACUAUGGGCCCCAUGGGCAGGCCUGGUCUGAUUCUCGGUAGGACUUGUAUCCACCCUACCAAGAAGCACCAGGCUGGCCUGGGUCCCAACUCCCGUGUACUUUGAUAAGGGGGUGAUGUGGCCACACCCAUCCUGGAUUUCAGUUUGUUAACACAGUUAUCUUUUCCCUUGAAAGAGCUGCACACGCACAUAUUUGCCCAAUGUAAGCAUGUUACAUAGUAUAAUGUUGCCAGGAAGGAGAUAUUUAUAUAACUGACAUGUGUUACUGUGUGAUGUGACCACACAAAGCUAUUUUAAAAAAAGGGGGUGGAUCUGAGAGUCAGAAUCUUGACCCUUUAGCCCUAACCACCAGGAGCGCUGAACACCAAGGAGAUGCAGGUAGUCCCCAGCUGCAGGGUGGGAGGGGACUCCCCCUGCAUGGGCAGGGGGGACCUUGCCAAGGAUGCCAGGGCCAAGCCUCACCCAGAAGGGAAUGGGCACUUAAGAGAGACACAAACCACAGCCUUCAAGACACAGAAUGACACCUGGUUCGCUGUAGGAAGACAUCUACCAAAUAAACUGACAGACUCGAAGGAGUCUGUUCUGUUCUGGAGU